Molecule: messenger RNA, 2418 nt
Organism: Trypanosoma cruzi
Lineage: Eukaryota; Euglenozoa; Kinetoplastea; Trypanosomatida; Trypanosomatidae
Exons: 1
Coding region: 1-2418 (805 amino acids)
Biological process (GO): intracellular protein transport; retrograde vesicle-mediated transport, Golgi to endoplasmic reticulum; Golgi organization
Cellular component (GO): COG complex
Source: RefSeq, a predicted model, not a curated record
AUGCGCAGAGAAGAAAAGGGAAAAAAACAAGAAGCAAUUAGAAAAAAAAAAGGAAAAAGGAAAAAGGAGGAAAAAGAAGGAAAAAAAAAAAUAUAUUGCAACAGUGCAGUCCACAUGCAUACUUCCAUGGAGGCCGCCAAUGCGGCCGAGGUGGCAGAGCUGCGCCUUGAUCAGCUUGCCAGUGAGCAUGUAGACAUCAAACGCUGGAUUAACACCACACUCCAGGGACUGCUAUGUGCAGAGGGAAAAACGGCGGAGAGCGAAGCAGAUGUGGAGGCUUGUGUCACGAAGCUUUUUAAUCGAUUACAAAGCCAUUUGCAGGAGGUGUCUGGCUCAGUGGAGGACACCAUCGCCCAGGCGCUCGUACGUCUACCGCGAACUGGACUGGAAAUUGGACGAAUGGCCACGGAAGCGCAACAACUACAGUCGCAGAUGCAGAGCAUACAAGAAGUGGCACAGUCAGCAGUGGAGGCGGCCGCAAAGCCCUACUUCUCGCAGCUGAAUGCAUUCAAAAAAACACAAGAGAAGCUGACUCGAUGCUCCGACACACUUCGAAAAGCCUCACAGGUGGACAGUAGCAUGAAACAGCUUGAUGAACUCAUGCAACAGCUGCGCAUAUCCCCAUCAGAUGUGGACAUGGAUGCGGUAGCAGGGGCUAUCGGUGAAGUUCGGUGCAAUUUGGCGGAGCUGCGGAAGUUGGAAGUGACAUUUGGGGAAAAGCAGCUUGAGGCGGUGGAAAGGUAUGAGCCGAUUGUUCAGCAUGCUGUUGAGGUGGAAUGUAUGGAUGUGCUGCGACGGCGCGAGGUCGACCGCGCGGUUCAACUUCUCAAAGUACUUGACACAAUUGGUCGUGCGGAAGCGGUUCUUCAGCAGUAUUCCGUGGAGAGCAUGGCAAAUGAGAAGGAACGCGUGGAGCGAAUGUUAAUUGGAAGCACUGCUGGGGCCACCAUCUCCCCUGCCCGCGCUGCGGAAUUGCUGAAGAGUCAGUUGAUGCCGUCCAUCGGGUAUGCGAUUUCGGACCAGUUAGAUUACCUUUUGCGCAUGGUCCAGCUCGAGGGUGGUGCAAACGCGGAUACCUUGCCAAUGGAAAAGAAUGCUGCAAAGCCGCAUGAUGCAGAAGCACUUACUGUGAAAUUGAUGCGGUUUAUGGUGGACGAGGUGACUGGAAGCAUCGCGUACGCGUUGGGGCCGAUCUUGGAACGUGUGGAACGAAAUGAAGAAUUGAUUGCCUGCUAUGACGCGGUACGGCAGCUGAAGUUGGAAGAAGAAAUUGGUACUCACGUUCUCGGAGUUGGGCCCAUGGGCGGCGGUCAUAAUAAUGCGGCUGGCGGCGGCGACCCGUUGCGAGAGAAACUCGCAAGGCAGGUUACAACAUAUGCCUUUUCAGAGAUGGUCGGACUGUUUGGUAAGCCCAGUCUGCUGGAGGCGUUUGCGCAACGUGAGGCAUCUCUUGUUGCGAAUAUUAUUGUGGACGCUCCAAAGCAUACACUGCGGCGGGAGCAGUUUCAGGCGGUAAUGGAUGUAGUGAUCGAUGCCGUCAAACGCAUUGUGCGCUUUUUCCCAGAGAAGACACUCCCAAUGUGCAUUGGAAAAUGGCGUGAGGCCCUUCUCGAGAUGAUAUCCCGCCUACGGCCGACACCAAAGACGCCGCAGGGGAUUUUGCUUGGAAAUUUAUCGUCCGCUCGCACCGUGGUUUGGCAGCUUCUCCAAAACGCAGCGAAAGCGACCUCGGAGUAUCUAAAUUCGCCCGAGUUGCAGCGACUAUACCCGAGUUUGGCGGAUGCUGUCAACGACCAACUUCGCACCCAGCUUUGGGCACCGCUGACGGAAGCCCUCGACGACUGCACGGCAGAGUGCCAGCGAGCGGCGAAGCGCACAAUCAUUGAGCCUGUCGUCGCGAAGGCUAACGGGUACGACUCUCAGCCUUCGUGGGGUUCGAAACAAAAUGAAGAAGACGCUGCUUCGGGUAUGUCGCCGCCCGCCUCUUACACACCCGCCCAGAUUGCGCCAAGUGAGUUGGUUCGAGCACUUGGUGAGGCCAUUGUUGAAAUACCGCUGGCCCUGGAAGCGCUGCGCGGCGAUGGCGACGGCCGCCCUAACGGCAUCGAAGACCUUUUGGAGGAGGUGGCCGGGAAUUGGCUGGAAGACAUUGUGCGAACUGCCGUGGCGGAAUUUAUUGAAAACAAGGUGGGCAACAUCAUAAUUUGCUUCCCCAGCGGUGCGCCGGACGCGGCGAAAAAAGAGGCCGCCGCCGUUGAGCAAUUGACGACCGACCUGAAUUACCUGAAAAGUAUACUCUCAGCGGUGAGCGGCGACCCUUUCGAAGAAUUAGAACGGACAUUGGCAAAGCUGAAAGCAGUUGCGCUUCCGUCCGGAAAGCCCAUCACGAUUCGCCAUCUGCUUUCCGGAGGUGGCUGA